This is a messenger RNA of Vitrella brassicaformis, 1008 nucleotides long. Lineage: Eukaryota; Vitrellaceae. The record is from the annotation of a GenBank genome assembly.
AUGCCCUGGCAAAGCACGCAACAAGAAAGUAAGUCUCCCUGUGUGUGUCGCGUCUCUAUCAUCUUCUGUCACGUCUCUAUCAUCUUCUUUCGCUGUCAUACCACAGCACGAAGAACAACGCAGAAAGUGAGUGUCUAUCAUGGCCACCAUGGCAGGCAAGGGCACACGAGACUAUGCAAGGCAUGUGCUGGACCGGGUCUUCGACAUCGAGGCGGAGCAAUCCUUUCGCAAGGAGAUUCUGUCCGACUUUCACCUCAACAACUAUCUUUUCUGUCUGGAGAGCGGCUUCAGCGACCGCAAACAGUCGGCCCUCUGCUCGUUGAUGGCGCAUCUCUUUUGGCAGGCAGUCAGGACCGCCUGGUCUGUGGGUGUCUCCUCGACCCAGGACGUCAAGGACGUCACCAACUACGUGCUGGACACUUUCUUCCGGCACUUCAAGCUGUAUCAGUAUGUGUAUGUGACAAGGGAGGAGGUGCGUGUGGUGCCUGCGAGGAGCCUUAUGCCCGCAAUGCCGUCUGUGGUGGCGUUUGAGGAGAAGCAAUCAAUGAAAUGGCUCGCUCCGUCUGAUUGCGUGGCCCUCUCUCUGUACUGUAUGGCCUCCCGUCUUCACUCUGUCCAAACGACCAGCGGCCGAGACGCAGGUUCCCAAUGUGGAGGACUUCCCGACAGACGUGCCGGCACCAGCAGUUGACAAGAGAGUGAGCAGACACUCGUGGAUGCAGUCAGGUGGUGUCUCUGCCUUGUGCAUGUGGCCGCCCGUCUGUGUGUGGCUGCAGGAGAGCGGCCUGAGUGCAUCUGAGAGCGUGGAGGCUUCCCUGCAGGCGUGGCAGGCCAAACUGGUGGCAGAUUUCGAGAGCAGGCUGGAGAAACAGGAUGCCGAGUUUCAGAGGAGGAUCGAUGCAGUGCAGGCUGCCAAGGGGGCAAGAAAUGAGACAGACCUACAUCUGUAAGUGCCACUGGAUGGAUAGAUGGAUGGAUGGACGAUGAUUGGGUGGAAGCAUGCCAUCC